This is a messenger RNA of Botrytis fragariae, 843 nucleotides long. RefSeq lists its product as uncharacterized. Lineage: Eukaryota; Fungi; Ascomycota; Leotiomycetes; Helotiales; Sclerotiniaceae. The record is from RefSeq and is a predicted model, not a curated record. The transcript has 2 exons. The coding region runs from base 1 to 843 and encodes 280 amino acids.
AUGCCAUCAGGAAAAAAGGAUCAUUAUUUGACACUAAUGGCGCUUCCCAAGUCCGCUGAAUCUCCACUUGAAGAUUAUGUCGAGCCCAGUUCCCAAAUCUCUGCCAUCAACAAAUUUACGCAGCAGGUUUCAACCCAUGAGAAGAAGUCUAUAGUUGACGUUUUUCCUACCGAGCUCAUUGCAAACAUUGUGGGGCAUCUUGGUCCAACAUUUGGAGUAGUAUUUGGUCUGACUUGUCAUCAAGUAUAUGAUGAGUGCAAGCGUCAGUACCCACACUCAGAUGCCCUUCUUCUGGAAACACUUCUAUGGGAUAAGAGCUCAAAGGAAGACGUCCAGCAUCCACUAUUUCGACCAUCCGCUCGACUUCACGAUCUACUUGGUGAAUGGAUGGGAAGUGGCGAUACCACAAAAUACUUCUACUUUCGAGAUCCAGCUCUCGGAUCAUCUGAUCUCUUAAUGUACAGCGCCAUACCGGGAUACUACGUUGGCAAGUUUCUGCUCCGUGAAAUUUAUGGCGAGGAAGCCGAUCCUUCUGGCCACGCUUUGAGGCAGUUGCUUUUGGCAUGGUGCGCCUACGUUCACAUUCAGAGAGGAUGGCUACAGUUCCGUGGAGACGAUGAGCCUCCACACUAUCCUUCGCCACUUAACAUGGGUGGAAAAGCAUGGAUUGAUGAGAUGGGUAGAAUUGUGACUGUGUACAAGAACAGAGAACCAGAAAAUAUAUUCAUAUACAUCGUCAGAAUAGCUAUUAAUGUAGCCAAUGAGGAGUAUGGACAAUGCUCAUCAGUUAUUGAAGCGAGAAAAAAGCAGUUGCGGGAACAGCAAAAAGGACUGCGAGCGUAG